This is a messenger RNA of Mastomys coucha (southern multimammate mouse), 2835 nucleotides long. It is a transcript of the gene Otub2, whose product is annotated as OTU deubiquitinase, ubiquitin aldehyde binding 2. Gene Ontology annotation, molecular function: ubiquitin binding; cysteine-type deubiquitinase activity. The record is from RefSeq and is a predicted model, not a curated record. Lineage: Eukaryota; Metazoa; Chordata; Mammalia; Rodentia; Muridae. Gene Ontology annotation, cellular component: nucleus. Bases 215 to 919 code for a protein of 234 amino acids. The transcript has 6 exons. Gene Ontology annotation, biological process: protein K48-linked deubiquitination; negative regulation of double-strand break repair.
UUGCCGGCUUCCGAUGUCAAUCGCGGGGUGUGCGUCUUGCUGGGACACAGUGGAGGUCUGCGCUCCGGUCUAAGGGGCGGUCGGGUGUUUCUGCGCUCGCCCCACACCCGCGAGGCCCGCGCCGCCGGACCCAACGGCGGAGCCGCCCAGCGCCUCCCCUGACACCCGUUCGCUCCUCGCUGGGGCGGGACGUGGCCCGACGGCUCCGGUCACUAUGAGCGAAACAUCUUUCAACCUAAUAUCAGAAAAAUGUGACAUUCUAUCCAUUCUCCGGGAUCAUCCUGAGAACAGGAUUUACCAGAGGAAAAUCCAGGAACUCAGCAAAAGAUUCACCUCAAUCCGAAAGACCAAAGGAGACGGGAACUGCUUCUACAGAGCCUUGGGCUAUUCCUACCUGGAGUCUUUGCUGGGCAAGAGCAGAGAGAUCCUCAAGUUCAAAGAGCGUGUGCUACAGACCCCAAACGACCUUCUGGCUGCCGGCUUUGAGGAACACAAGUUCAGAAACUUCUUUAAUGCUUUUUACAGUGUGGUUGAGCUGGUAGAGACAGAUAGCUCAGUGUCCAGCCUGCUGAAGGUGUUCAAUGACCAGAGCUCCUCGGACCGAAUCGUGCAGUUCUUACGCCUCCUCACAUCGGCCUUCAUCAGGAACCGAGCUGACUUCUUCCGACAUUUCAUCGAUGAGGAGAUGGACAUCAAAGACUUCUGCACUCAUGAAGUAGAGCCCAUGGCCAUGGAGUGUGACCACGUACAGAUCACAGCCCUGUCGCAGGCACUCAACAUUGCUCUGCAGGUGGAGUAUGUCGACGAGAUGGACACCGCUCUGAACCACCACGUGUUCCCUGAGGCUGCCAUCCCUUCUGUUUAUCUGCUCUAUAAAACAUCCCACUACAACAUCCUUUACGCAGCUGAAAAACACUGAUUAAUUUUAGGCCAUGCCAGAGCCUGUCAUCUAAUGGACUGCGUUCUGAAUGGAACAUUUUGCCUUGGCAAUUUUUUGAGUGAUUUAGACAACUAGAAAAUGUAUAGCCUCUUGGGUAAAGCCACACUGAACUGAGACCUGUGCCCACUACAGACUGUGAUGACUUAAUAGGAAUUUUAGUAUUUAUUUUGAUAGAUGAUGUAAUGCCUGCUAACUCUGGACCACAAGGCCAGAAACUUUGUCUCUGUACUCAUUUACUUAAAGAACCUCGUUGGACCUAUUUAUCUGGAAGAGGUUCCUGACAGUGUUGAUAUGCUGCUGUGUGAAAAUGGGGACUAUCGGGCUUGUCCCCAGCCAGGGCAGCGGCCUCAGGGGAGAAAAGCUUGGGCCAGCUAUCAUGUUCAGGUGAUUUACCAGACCUAUGCAGCGUCCAGCCUGGUUAUGUUGGGUGGGUCAUGGUAGACUGAAUGUGAAGAUGUGUGUACUUUCAUUCAUGGUGGCUAUACUUUCCCAUCCACUGAAGGAGAAGAGGGAACACAAAGACUUUUACCAAAGUCCAGAAAAGGACUUUAGUCUUCGGCACCAAGCUCAGGUUGUGAGGUCCCUCUAGCUCUCAGGACCAGAACUCCUGACUCUGGAGGACAGGCCCUUCAGAGUCCUGCUGUCAACUGCACCUGGAUAGGCUUGCCAAGGACUAGGGCCUGUAUCCAAGUCAAUGUGCUCAUGUCUGGGACCAAGGGCUACAGCUGCCCAUCCUCCCCAGUGAAUCCUACAAGUAGGAUCUAGGUAGUUGGCUGGGUGUGUGCACCAUGGACCUGGAAGGGCUGAGGAUAAGUUUCAUGAGGCUCUUUGGUUUUCCUCAGCCCAGCUUCAUAGGCAGGAAAGGACUGACAAGCCAUAGGCGCUGGCAGCAGGGACAUUUCCUCCUCUGCACGGGCCCGUGCCCCUUAAGAACCACUUACCUUGCCUUGCUGCCUCAAGACCUUUAGGAGUCCACCCGAGGACAACCCGGCAGCUGCUAGCCACACCCUCCUCUGUAGGACAACCAUGGGACCACCCCCUGGUCCUUCCUUGGUUACAGGGCUCCCUUCAUGCUUCACUCUGCAGGAAUUAGACUAUUGGUGCUACUGUGAGGGUCUGCUGGCAGCCCACACACAGGGCUGGGAGCAGGAUCCUGAUCCUGAGUCUUACACAAUUCAGCUUUGUAUCUGUCCUUUUGUUUGGUGUAAGCAAAAUGCACCAAGAUGUCCGGGCAGUGUGUGUUCCCAAGACCGCCCUCCGCCACAGGAGUGUAAAUCUGUCCUUCAUCUUUUGAUGUGUUCAGUGCCCACAAUGAUCUGGGUAUCUAUGGCAGGUAGCCCACUAAAGUGGGCACCUAUUUCCAUAACUGUCUUCAGCUGUUUUUUCUCCAUUUCCAGAAUUAAUGAGCACAGGAUGCCUGACUGAGGGCCUGAGCUGCUCCACAGUUCAGAUGGGUCUGGGGACGGGGAUGGGCUUGAGAGCAUGCUAAAGCCUGGUCAAGCAUAGCAGUUUCUUGGCUAGGUUAUAUAGCAACAAGUCCUGCAGCUCUUUCUAGAAAAAACAGUGGAGCGCAGCUGCUGAGAGCUCGUCUUCCAGUCCUCACUCUCCCAGAACAGCCAGUGGGAACAGUAACAGAGCGGUGCAUCUGCUAUCUGUCUUCCGAGAACAGAUGCAAGUGCUGGGGCCAGCUGCCCAAGUUCAACUGUGUGACCUUGGUCAAACCCCUUCACCUCUGAAGCAAAGAAGCAUGCCACCUUGGAAGUGAACCAGGUCUAAGAGCCAAGUAAACAGCCAGCCUGGGGAAGUGGGGCCUGGUGUUCAGUGAGUACUUAAGGCCAAACCCUACACUUCCCUCAAGUGAAAACAUCUUCCUACCAUUAAAAGUUUCUAAAAAC